This is a messenger RNA of Miscanthus lutarioriparius, 1131 nucleotides long. The record is from the annotation of a GenBank genome assembly. NCBI's taxonomy places the organism in Eukaryota, Viridiplantae, Streptophyta, Magnoliopsida, Poales, Poaceae.
AUGAGGUUCGACCGUUUGCUUCGUGUAGGAGAAUGUUACGACUUCAUGAGAGUUGGCUUCGCGCCUACUCAUGUUGGCCCUUUGGGCUACAUCUUCCAUUUAUGUGCCGACUACUUUGUGGUUCUAUCUCCACAAAGUAUGGUUAAUGCACCACCGAGAGAGCCAUGGAUUUAUCAGUGUCCUCGUACCUUUAUGGAAUUCGAUGAUGUAUACGCUCAAGCUAAGUACUUUUUUGUAGAUGUCUUUGGUAUAGUUGUGCAUGUGUCUAAUAUUCGAGGAAGGGAUAACGUGCGGAUGCGACUGUAUAGAUAUGUGGUGCUGAUGAAUGAAAGGUACCACUACAUCAUAAUAACCGUCAAGUAUACACAUAUGCCAUCACUUAUCGGAAUGGCGGCGAGCGGCAUCAGAGUCACGUAUAUUGGUUUGGUGGAUAAUAUGUCAAGCUCUAACCAGAUGUGUUCUGAUGGCAAGUUUGGGAGAGGUCCUCGGGAGCUUAGUGGUGCUGUGGACUUAAUUAGUCGCUACAAGCUGCUGAAUCAUCAUAGUUUCUUUUGCAAGAAACCUUUGCCAUUGGCAAUUUCAGAUACAAAUUAUCUUAACAAUGUUGUGGGCGACACAGAAAUUCGUAAGGGGGAAGGGAUGGAGUUGGACCAACUCUUUCAGAACUCAUAUUCAAGUGAGAAGACUGCUUACAUUCAGCCAUUUGACAUGGAAAUACUAGGACAAGCAUUUCAGCUGCGAGAAACUGCACCAGUAGACUUGCCUUCUGCUGAAAAAGGUACACCAACCAUAUCUGGGAAAUCCAAGGUCAAGUCCAAGGAUAAAGUAAAGAAGCAUAAGAAACACAAAGAGAAAGAUAGAGACAAGGAGAAGGAGCAGAAGAAACACAAACAUCGGCAUAAAGAUCGGAGUAAAGAUAAAGAUAAGGACAAAGACAAAGAAAAGAAAAAGGACAAGAGUGGGAAUCAUGAUUCAGGAUGUGAUCAUUCCAAGAAACAUGAGAAGAAGAGAAAGCAAGAAGUAACUGGAAGUUCAGCAAAUGUCCAAAAUCACAAGAAAAAUGCAGUUAUCGCAGAUGGAAAAAAUAUUCAAUACUACGCUUCUACAGAGGAAACAAGAUACCUGUACUGA